Oppia nitens is the source of this 2050-nucleotide messenger RNA. It is a transcript of the gene hfp, whose product is annotated as poly(U)-binding-splicing factor half pint-like. The record is from RefSeq and is a predicted model, not a curated record. The coding region runs from base 59 to 2002 and encodes 647 amino acids. The transcript has 4 exons. Gene Ontology annotation, cellular component: catalytic step 2 spliceosome; precatalytic spliceosome. Lineage: Eukaryota; Metazoa; Arthropoda; Arachnida; Sarcoptiformes; Oppiidae. Gene Ontology annotation, molecular function: RNA binding. Gene Ontology annotation, biological process: alternative mRNA splicing, via spliceosome; mRNA splice site recognition; regulation of alternative mRNA splicing, via spliceosome.
CGUGACUGGAAUAAUACAGAGAGAGAGAGACAAUAAACAAUACAAUACACUAUACACAAUGACUGUAUCACUGAAUGGCCUAUCAUUUGACUGUUCGCUUAAUAAUACCGACGAUGACGGCGGGGGUGGCGGUAGUGGAGGAAGCGGUGGCGGCGGCGGCAGUAGCUCUCAAUUGGCCGAUCUAUCAUCGGCUGCUGCAGCGGCCGCAGCAGCCGCUGCCCAACAACAAACCGGCCAACUGUUAGCCGGUCCGGGAGCUCUACGGGCGUCGGCUAUCGAAGCCGGUUUGGUUAAGUUGACCAGCGAUCAAUUGGAAAUGGUUAACAAAGCUAAAAAGUUUGCCAUGGAACAAUCGAUACGAUCGGUUCUGGUCAAACAGACCAUUGCUCAUCAACAACAACAACAAAAAUCAUUGCAAAGACAUCAGGCACUGGUACUGAUGUGUCGGGUAUAUGUCGGCAGUAUUAGCUUCGAACUGAAAGAGGACACAAUUCGGACGGCGUUUACACCGUUCGGACCAAUCAAGUCGAUCAAUAUGUCUUGGGAUCCGAUUACACAAAAACAUAAAGGUUUCGCUUUCGUUGAGUACGAUCUGCCCGAAGCCGCACAGCUGGCACUCGACCAGAUGAACGGUGUAAUUAUUGGCGGCCGUAACAUCAAAGUUGGCCGACCAUCGAAUAUGCCUCAGGCGGCCCCGAUUAUCGAACAGCUCCAGCACGAGGCCAAGUCCUACAAUCGUAUCUAUAUUGCGUCCAUUCAUCAGGACUUAUCCGAAACGGAUAUCCAAUCGGUGUUCGAGGCGUUCGGCAAAAUUAAAUCCUGCAAAUUAGCCCAAUCGUCAUAUCCGGGCAAACAUAAGGGCCACGCGUUCAUUGAGUACGAAACAGAUCAGGCGGCCAUCGACGCCAUUACGUCGAUGAAUCUCUUUGACUUAGGCGGCCAAUACUUGCGAGUGGGUCGAGCAAUAACACCGCCCAACUGUUUCGACGGUCCCGGGGCUGCACCGCCCAGUGCUAUGCCUACGGCUGCUGCCGUAGCCGCUGCAGCGGCUACAGCAAAAAUUCAGGCAAUGGACGCCGUAGCCAGUCUGGCACCGAAUACUAACGGUACGGGUGCAGCAAUUCCGCCGCCAGGAAUUGCACUGCCGACUCCUGUUGGACUGACUACUGCAUCCACUGUCGCACUGAGUAUUGGCUCGUCAAACGGUCAUCCAGUAUUGGCGUCCACAGCACCGGGCAUUAUAACCGGUGUAACGCCUAAUAAUAAUAACAACUCCCAACAUAUACCGUCGCCAGCAUUAGUUACAAAUCUACCAUUAAGUCUAACAAACAAUAAUAAUACAGAGAUAACACCGACAUUACCGAUAAUAACUUCCAAAUUCAGUAGUACACCACCCGUUACACUCGUGACGACCAACAAUAGCAACGCCAACAACAACGAUACGAUUCACACAUCAUUAGCAGCACCGACAACCACAACAACAACAACAAUACCGAUGGCGGGAGGAGUCAGCGCCGUUAGUUCUAACGUUUCCGCAGAAACAGCUGCGGCCAUAGCGGCCGCUAAAGAUCUUGAACUUAAACUGUCCGAAUCUAACAGUAAUAUCGAUGAAUCGCAAACAUUACAACAACAAGAAAAUAUGGUCAUUAAGGGAACAACUGCUAGACAAAUGUUGAUGCAUAAACUCAUGAGGAAGAAUGAGUCAAGAGUUAUUGUACUGAGAAAUAUGGUUGGCGUUGAAGAUAUUGACGACGAACUCGAAUCGGAAGUAACUGAAGAGUGCGGCAAAUUUGGAUCAGUUAAUCGGGUUAUCAUUUACCAGGAAAAACAAUCGGAAGAAGAAGACGCCGAAAUUAUUGUCAAAAUAUUUGUCGAAUUCAGUCAACAAUCCGAAGCCGUCAAAGGACGGGACGCAUUGAAUGGCCGUUUUUUCGGCGGCCGAGUGGUCAAAGCCGAACUAUACGAUCAGAUUUUAUACGACGACAAUGACUUAAGCGGCUAAUCUGAUUGUAUUAAAAAAAAUAAAAUCCAAUAUAAAUUAAUUUGUUUC